GCAUGCUCAAAACGUCGUUCUACGCAAAUUUGCGCCAACUCCGUGGUGAGGCUGAAGGAAGCAGUAUCAGGGGUGAUGCUUAGCAAGCUAGCUAGUGUUUCUUCACAACAACAAUAACCGUUUAGCUUUCUAGAGUUUCGGCACUGUUUUUACCUGUAUACAAGGACAGUACUUCAUCUAUUUGCAAGUAUAUGUCAGUUGGGACAACGAAACGGAAGAGAAACUAUUAAGGACAACCAUGCUAACGUUAGCUAGCUAAGCCAAGGAUUUCAUGAAGAAAGGACUUCGUCUUUGAACUGAAGGGAGGCUUUGGAUCAUACUGGGAUCAACAGUGUGUUCUCCAUUUCACUAACAAUUAGCAAACUAACCAAUAGGAACUUGUUUUUUUCUCAAGACAGCGUUGUUUGGGAAAUAAUCUGCUGACAGUGAGGAUAUCACCUCUUGUCAGACAUUGCUUGAAGUAUUCGUUAAACAGAGCUGAUUGCUUGUUCACUUCGGCUGUGUUUGAAUGUGGGAUAAAAUGGAGACCCCAACGAUUGUCUACGAUCUUGACACUUCUGGUGGUCUUAUGCAGCAAAUACAAGCAUUGCUCGCGCCUCCCAAGUCUGAAGAUGGAGAAAAAAAAGGUCGCAAACCAGAUAAAAACGCACGGAGAGCGGGGAGAGCCACGAAUCACGACACCUGUGACAGUUGCAGAGAGGGGGGCGACCUCCUCUGUUGUGAUCAUUGUCCCGCCGCCUUUCAUCUACAGUGCUGCAACCCACCUCUGAGUAAGGAGAUGCUGCCCCCUGGAGACUGGAUGUGUCAUCGCUGCAUGGUGCGUAGGAAGAAGCGGGAGAUAAAGAAGGAGCAGAUGAAUGGUCUGCUGGACCGCCAGCUGUCUAAGCAGUCUCCCUCUCCUGCAGCAGAGUUCGAGCUGGCCCCAGGCACCCUGAGGCUGGACCCCACGGCAGCAGUUGGAGGCACCACAGGCCUGAGAGCUGCAGCUGUGGCCCAGGUCCGUCUCCUGGAGAGGAGGCCCAGCAGUAGACCCAACACCCCAACCUCCACCGCCUCAACAGACACCGCCACGCCCUCGGAGCAGAACGACAUGGAUGAUGACAUACUAGACGUGGAGGACGACUCGCAGGGCUCAGAGCCCGAGAGCUCCACCCCACACCUCAAGAGGCCCUUUGAUCUUCUGAUAGCAGCAGCCAUGGAGAGGAACCCCACGCAGUUCCAGCUUCCCAAUGAGCUCACCUGCACAACUGCACUUCCAGGAACCAGUAAAAAAAGGAGGAGAGAUGAGAUGACAGGGAAGAAUGUGAAGCGACUGCAGCAUGAGCUGGACCACAAUGGGCUGGUCCCACUACCGGUGAAGGUCUGCUAUCCCUGUGGCAGGAGCUGCAGGUUGGCACCAUUAAUCCAGUGUGACUAUUGCCCUCUCCUGUUCCACAUGGACUGUCUGGACCCCCCUCUUACUGCCAUGCCUGUGGGCAAGUGGAUGUGUCCCAAUCACAUAGAACACAUGGUGUUGAAGCAGAGGAGCCUGCCAUUGAGCGGUCGCUGCCAGCUGUUUGACCAGUUUCAGGACAGGAUGUCCCAGCAUGCCGUCAAGGUGGACUUCCUGCAGCGGGUGCAUCGUCUCAACACCCCAGUCCGCCGAGGAGCCCACACACAGCUGAAGAAAACCUUCAAGGUCCCUGAUUCUAUAAAGUCCCAGUACAAGUGUCCCCCGGCCAUGAUUGCCCCGGCAGGGAUCCGCAACGGGGAGCUGGUCUGUAACAGCAGUUCAGAAACCCCUCAGCAGCACUUUACACCCUCUCAGCACUUAACCAGUGAGGAUGAGCAACAGGAGUGGCUCAGAGACGUCAUCACACUCCAGUGCAGCAUAGUGAGACAUCUGUCAGCCAAGCAGAAGCUGUCGUCCGAAUGGGACUCUGGGAAGACGGACAUGGCCGACAUCAAAUCCUGUGUCACAGCAGAGGAGGCUAGUGCUGUGUGCAAUUCUAACCAGACUGAGUCGCCAGCCUCCAAGCCUAAAGCUGACAGUGCAGCAGUUUGCCCCCAGGGGGCGCCUGCACUCAAGGAAGGGAAGUGUAGCAUGUGUACAGAGAAGCCUUGUCACAACUGUGGGCCCAGUAAUGUUAACGGUCCCCUGGAGGAGCAGCUGGCUUGGACCAAUGGGAGUCCAGAGGCCUGCAGACAGGACAACCUCCACAAGCUGAGAGAGCCCUCAGGUCUUGAUAGGACUGUUCCUCAGACACCAGCAGCUUCCAGCCCGGAGUCACCCAACCACACUGGUAAAGCUGUGGUCAAGACCGAGAACACCCUCUUAAGACCCUGUGAAGGGACGGCCUCCUCAUCCACCUGUCCCUUCAAACCAGACCUCAGAGGCCCCUCUCCACCUCACAGACCCUCCCCAGGCACACAGGGCCCUGCUCUAACCAGUAGCAGCAGCACUGUGGGGUCCUGUGCCCUCACUCCACCCAGAGCACCAUACCAGAUCAAGAGGAUGACCAAGCUGGGCUCCACCCCACCAGCAGAUGGGAAAGUCAGUCGUGAUGCUGUGACCACCAGGAGUGGUCCUCUGCUCCCCAGCUCUUUCUCUAUGGUAGACCUGUCCAGCCGUCUGAAGGCUGUGGCAGACUGCCAUGGUGAGAUUCAGAUGAGUAGUCUGGAUGAGAAGUUCAUUGAACUCCUGGCCUGGCAAAGGAUCCAGCAGCUGUUUGGGCCUAAAGCCCCUUCCCCUCCACAGAGCAGCUGUAUCAGCCUACCUCCUGUUCCACAACCCCAGCCUACAGAAGCACAAAACAAGAAUAUUCAGGCCAGGGCUGUGUUUUAUCCUUUGACUGGGAAAGGAGGAGCUGUCCGUAUGUGCUACAGAAACCUGUACAUAGGAAAUGGUGCUGACAUGGACGUGUGCCUUACAAACUAUGGUCAUUGUAAUUAUGUUUCAGGAAAACAUGCCUGUAUCUUCUAUGAUGAGAACACCAAGCAGUAUGAGCUCCUCAACUACAGUGAACAUGGGACUACGGUGGACAAUGUGCUGUACUCCUGUGACUUCUCUGAGAAGACUGGGCCAAGCCCCUCCAGCAGCCUGGUCUCCAAAGUGCAGAACAUUAUCAAGCGCUGCAAGAGGAGGAAGCAGGAAGAGGAAGGGGCAGCGGAGCCCAUGGUGCUAGAGGAGGGGGUGAUGAGACCGUGUCAGGUGACUCCUUCUAGCCACUGCUGCGACUGCAAGGCCAGCAGCUCCAGUCUGAUCGGGGGCAGUGGAGCAGGCUGGGAGGGCACUGCCCUGCUCCAUCACGGCAGCUUCGUCAAGCUGGGCUGCAUGCAGUUUGUUUUCAGUAUUACAGAGUUUGCCUGCAAGCAGCCCAAAGAGGAAACCCUUAACAACCCAACUACCACCACUGCCACCCCCCAGUCCCAGGAGGAAACAGAACCCUCUGACAAGCACACGUCCACCUCCCAGCUCCACCAAGUGCCAGUGCUGCACCCUAACCCUGUCCCCUAGCCCAAUCAUGUCCCCUCAGCAACAAGAACCAGCCUCAGCAGCUAUACUUGUAUACUGCAUCAAAAAGAGAGCGCUUUUUUGAUGUUCCAACAUUUGCAUGAAAUGAAGUAUUUUUCAGUCUCAGAUUUUGUGGGCAAGUUGCACAUACAAUUUGUAUUGUUGUUUUUUGUAACUGGACAAUUUUCUGAAAGUUUUUGAAUUGGCUUUGAAAAAGGGGGAUGGUUUAUCGUUGACAUUAUGUGAAGAAAUGUAAACAUCACCAGGUUUCCAACAUACUUGUAAAGAACUCCAAUCAUUCUAUUUUUGCCAGUAAUGAUGGCAUAAACUUAUUUUUUCUCUGAAAAUGCAACUUUUAUUUACUUUUUAUAAAUUUAGUUUGUGUACUGUAUCUGUAAAUUUAGUUGGGUUCACAUGUUUGUUUUGCUACUAUUGCACUACAGUAGCACUAUAUUCAAACAUACGUGUACACAUCCAUGCUUAUACAUGCUGUAUACAUGGUUGUGUGUGUUGAAAUACACGAACACACACACAAAAUAUACAUGAUUAAGAAUAAUUUUAACAUAGAACAAGGAAGCAUAGGAUUCUGUAUGCAAACUUUAAUUAUGGCCAUUUUGGCUUUUAAAUCUUUCCAGUGCUUCAUGUGAAUUUGGUGCAGUAGUUUACAAAAGUUUUAGUCCCUUUUUUUUUUUUUUUUUUUCCCCAAGUGUCUGAUUUUAGAAAUAAUUCAUCUGAACUUUGUCAUGUACUCUGUAAAUACAAAGCAACUUUGACUUGGUUUCUUGUCUGUCAUAGUCACUGUAAAUACCUAAAGAUUUUUAAGCGUCAGUGAAGACCGUGGCUUCUGUCAUUUCAUUCGUUGCUAACAACCAAUUGGGCGAUUCCAUGCCAGCAUAGCCCGAACAUAUUUUUGGUAUCCGAUUGUUCUGGCAAUUCUCACAUUGGGAGGAAGGAUGUUUGACAUGUUUUUUUACAUUUUGUAUCACAAACAGUUUUUUUUUUUUUAUCAAGAAAGUGGCCAUUUUAGGCUGUUUUUAGACCUAUACAUUCCUUCUGUAAGACCUGAUGUCUGAACUGUACAUAAUAGACAUCUUGUCAUUAUACUCCUCAUAGUGUAACUCUAUUAUAUGGAAUACGGUGGGCAUCAUGUGUUCAUCCCUUUUGGAAUUUCUUUCACAUUUUUGUUGCAUUACAAAGUAGGAUGGAAAUGGAUUUUAUUUUUUUUUGUCAUUGAUCUACACGAGAUGCUUCAUGUCAGUGAAAAUAAAAUUCUACAAAUUAAUAAAUGAAAUAACUAAAAUAGAGUUGUUGCGUAAGUAUUCACCCCCGUUUGUUUAGGCAAGCAUAAAUUAGUUCAGGAGUACAUUUUGGCUUAACAAGUUACAUGGGCUCACUGUGUGAAAUAAUAGGGGUUGACAUGGUUUUUGAAUGACUACCCCUUCCUCUGUCCCCCAUGCAAGGUCCUUCAGUCAAGUAUUGAAUUUCAACUACACAGACCAGGGAGCUUUUCAAAAGCCUCAAAGAAGGGCUGUGAUUGAUAGAUGGGUAGCAAUAACAAAUUAAACAUUGAAUAUCUCUUUAAAGAGAUACCUUUGUAUAAAGUACUGUAGCACUCACAAGCCAAAAGUGGUCCCCGAACUAGUCACAUACAUGUGCACCAUGUCAUUGUGCUCUUUCCUGCUCUGCUGGGUGCCAUUGAAAUGGUAAGGGGCUGAAGCUAGAAUUGCUAGGGGGCUGGCCCAGGUGAGGGAAAAUGUUGUAGCACAGCUUCCAGAAAACAGUUUCUUUCAAACUAGGCAUUUCAUGGCUAAUUGAGGUAAGACUCCUUCUGGUCAUCAAUUACAUAUUCACAUAUUCACACCAGCCCAAAGUUGGAGGUUUAAAAAAAAUACUAGUUGCCAAAGUUCUGAAGCAUGUCUGUAAUUAUGGUGAGGAUGUAUUAAACCACCCAGACACAUCAAAGAUACAGUUGUCCUUCUGAACUGAGCUGCAGGACAGGAAGGAAACUGCUCAGGGAUGUCAACAUGAGGCCAUUAGUGGUUUUAAAACCGCUACAGAGUCCUAUGGCUGUGAUGGGAGAAAACUGAGAUGGAUCCACAGUAUUGUAGUGACUACAGUGACGACCUAAAAGACAGUGUGAAAAGAAGAAUACAAAUAUUCCAAAACAUGCAUCCUGUAUGCAACAAGGCACUAAAGUAAUACUGCAAAGGAAUACACUUUUUGGCCUAAAUGGAAGCCUUAUGUUGGGGAAAAUCCAAUACACAUCACUGAAUAGCUGCCUCUUUACUGUCAAACAUGGUGGUGGCUGCAUCAUGGUAUGAGUAUGCUUGACAUUGGCAAAGACUGGGGAGUUUUUCAGGAUGAAAAGAAACGAGAUGUCGUUAAGCACAGGCUAAGUCCUAGAGGAAAACCCUCCUCAGUCUGGGACACAGGGAGGGGAUUCACAUUUCAGCAGAACAAUAACCAACAACACAAGGCCAAAUCUUAACUGGAGUUGCUUACCAACUUAGAAGACAAUGUUUGGAGUGGUUAAGUUGCCGUUUUGACUUAAAUCUGCUUGAAAAUCUGCUUGAAAAUCUAUAGCAAGACUUGAAAAUGGCUGUCUAGCUAUGAACUCCAACACUUGGACAGAGCUUGAAUUUUGAAAAGAAAAAUGGGUAAAUAUUGCACAAUCCAGGGGUGCAAAACUCUUAGAGAUUUACAGCUGUAAUUGCUGCCAAAGGUGAUUCUAACAUGUAUUGACUAAGGGGGGUGAAUACUAAUCAAAUCAAGGUAUAUUAGUGUUUUAUUUUUAAAAUGCUUGAUCUUUUAUUCCACUUUGACAUUACAGGCUAUUAUGUGUAGACCGUUGAUUAAGAACAUUACAAUUAAAUCCAUUUUAAUCCCACUUUGUAACAAUAAAAUGUGAAGAAAUCCUAAGGGGGUGAAUACUUAAGAUAUUGAUACCCACUGUAUAUAUCUACCUUCUGAAAUACACAUUUCCACAAUUUAUUCAACGUAAAAAAUAUGACUAUGAAUAUCUUAAAAGUACCCUUUUUUAUUUACUUAAUUUCAAGACAUUGGUUGGAACAAUAUACUAGUAUACAAGCACAUCACAUUUCUAGAGUGGGCUCUCUACUAAUUCUGAUUAAAUGAUACAUUUUAUGAGCGCCACCAGCUCAAUGAAUGGCAAAAUGGAUCUGUGAUUGGUUAAUGACCUAUAAUGUAAAUUUCGAUGUUUAAAAUGGGUCAUAUAUCUUAAAAGUACCAGAGAGCCACUCUGGAAAUGUUAUGUGUUUGAAGAGUAUAUUGUUACAAUCAAUGUCAAGAAAAAAUAAGACAUCAACAAAGGUCAUCUUUUAGAUAUCCAGAUUAAUAUUUUGUAUGUUGAAUAAAUUCAUGUGUAAACUAUCAAAAUAAAGAAAGUCGCACACUCCA
Messenger RNA from Oncorhynchus keta (chum salmon), 6910 nucleotides. Its product is annotated as PHD finger protein 12-like. Gene Ontology annotation, biological process: negative regulation of transcription by RNA polymerase II. Gene Ontology annotation, molecular function: protein binding; transcription corepressor activity. Gene Ontology annotation, cellular component: Sin3-type complex; nucleus. The record is from RefSeq and is a predicted model, not a curated record. Bases 509 to 3496 code for a protein of 995 amino acids. The transcript is spliced from 14 exons. NCBI's taxonomy places the organism in Eukaryota, Metazoa, Chordata, Actinopteri, Salmoniformes, Salmonidae.